AUGCGGCAUGCGGUGAUGUUGUGUUGUUGUGCUCAUCAUGCACGUGGAUGAUGCUUUGAUGUUCAAGAUUCUAGAUCGUCUCGAUUGACGACAUCCAACCACCCUCUAAGCCCCAUGCGUGAGAGAAUGUUGCUGCCUUAGAUGAUCAUGUCUUCAGAAAGCGAUCUUCCCAGCAUGCAACAGAUGACGUCAGUGAUCCAAAUGUACUAGCCAGUACAACAAUUUAAGUUUAUUAUUCUCGAUGUGCUAUGGACAGAAUGAGUGCCAAUAGUAAAUGUAUCAGUCGUUCACCUGCUGGCCCUGCAAGGCGACGAUCUCAGCGUAUCGCACGAAGCACUUGGAGGAAUGACAGUGCAGUAGAUCCUGCACGGCAAACAUCUUUAAGUUCAGCACCAUCUUUCAGCGCAUACAGCAAAAAGUAUGGCCUGCGGUCUUCUGAGAGUAAGACAAAAAUACAACAAAUGCCUGGGAACUCUUCUGGGAAAAGAAAGCAAAGCAGCCUUGUCUCUGAUUUGGAGACUCCUCCUACAAAAAAUCUACGAACGUCAAAGCAAGCUACCUCUGAAACAGUGGCGGACAGUUCCAGGGCUGGCCCAAGCCAGUUUGUUUCUGUCAACGCGAGAAAGAAACUGCAGUCGAACUCAAAGCCCUCCCCUGCUGUGAAGUUAUCAUCAGAUCUUGUUGAUGCUGUGAUUGCUGGGCAGUCCAGGAAAGUGGCUAAAAUUCUAAAGGCUCUCGGCCAUACUGAUACCACAGGUAUACCUUUUCAGUGGGUUAAAGACACUUGUUUGUAUGAAGCUGUAUUUCGGGGAAAUUUGCUCAUGGUACAAACUUUAAUCUACAACGGUGCAGAUGUUUCGUUUGAACAACACGGACGAAAUUGCUUACGUCUGGCAGUUAAAAGGGGAUAUGUUGAUAUUGUAGAGUUUCUUUUGUCAUACUUGUCAAGGAAUAUGAUAAAGGAACGCAUAAUUGAGGGCACUGAUAGAUGUGGUAACACCCUUCUCAUCCUAUGUCAGAGAAGUAAUGCUGCAGCUCACUUCACCAAGAUUCUGUUGUCGGAAGGAGCAGCAGUCAAUACUCAAAACAAGGAGGGGGAGACUGCACUGAUGAAAGCCGUGAGGUCUCAAAACUUGAAAUCUGUGUUGUAUUUACUGAAGGCUGGGGCUAAUGUAGAACUCAAAAACAAAAAGGGAAAGACUGCAAGAUCCUUGGCAGCUGCCAUGGGCAUGAAGGGCUUGAUAGAUAUAUUAGGUCCAGACUCUAGUGAGCAGGCCUUGAGCCCUUUAAUGAGAGCAGCUAAAGCCCAGAAGAUGACUCUUUUGGAAUUAUUACUAAUAUCAAGGAUGUUUGAAGUAAAUGGGGAAGAGCUUGGUGAUGAAACAAAGAAAGACACUGCUCUUUCUAUGAUUUUCAAUUCAAAGUGGAAAAAUGGGCCAGUUCAACUCACUGGUACCAGACGGGACAGUGAAUAUUUGAAGUCUGGUUUUCUCCCUUUCACUGUCAAAGAAAGAGAGGUCAUUGCAAUACUGGUGAAAGGAGGUGUUAGUAUUCAUACUGGAGGAAGAUUUACUGUUUGGAACAGUCCUUUUCUUACUGUGCUCAGGCUUGGGGAUUACAAUCUUCUGAACAUUUUUAUCCAAGGACAAAAAUGGAUUGGAAAUGGUGCGUCAUAUGCCAAAGCACUUGAGAUUGCAGCCACUGAUGGUCGUUGUGAUCUUAUAGAUCUUCUGACUCCAGCUGUAAAGUCUUUGUCUAUUCUCUUUGAUGUUCGUGCUGUGUGGGGAGAAGAUUUCCAACAGGCUUUACAUGCAGUCUUGAGGGUAGGCAGCAGGCAAUGUGUGUAUCGAAUCUUGGACCUCGUACAAGAUAUAAUUGAUUUCACGCAAGCCAUGUCAACGGCGGCAAAUUCAGGUCGUUACUCGAUUUUCAUGCUUUUGAGAAAUGCUUUCCCGAAAAAAUUUGAACUUCUCAUAUCCCGUGAUGAAGGGACAGAAUGGCUGUCCCACGCUUGUUUAGGCAACUGUUUCACCAUUGUGAACAGCCUUCUGAAAUCUGGUGCGGCUCCCAAUGGUAAAUUAACAUUGGACCAGCCUCUAAUAUGCUCAAAAUCUGCAAUGGUCUCUGAAUUGCUCUUACAAUAUGGUGCGGAUGUGAACAGGCCCUGUCUUUUGCUCGACCCUUUAGAUGGCACGUUUCACGAAACCACAGCUCUGUGGCGGGCAGUGGUCUCCAAUUCCAUUAACAUUGUCAGGGUUUUGAAGAAGCAUGGGGCGACUACAGACAUCAGUCUAGUCAAUAUUACUCUCUUGGGGGACUUUUGUAGUCGGAAAAUGCAGAGGUUGAUUCUUAAUUUUGACUUUGAUCCCAAUCAAGCGGAUAGACAAGGAAUACUUCCAAUUUGGGUUGCUGCAAGUAGAGAUGACGUGGAAUCUCUUGAGACCCUCAUCAAGAAAGGUGCUGACGUGGAUCUGAAAACUUUUUCUUCACCACCCGCCCUUGUUACUGGGGCUGAAAGUAAAAGUCCAGAGGUCAUUCGCUGCUUGCUUAGUCAUGGUGCAGAUGUGGACAAUACUGAUGUGGAUGGUGACACACCUCUCAUUGUAGCCGCUGUAUCUGAUGAUGGGACCAUCAUACGAAUGCUCAGAGAAAAAGGUGCACAACUUAACGCUACUAACUGUACCGGUCGUACAGCUCUGAUGGUAGCAUAUAAUGCCAAGAACUUGGCAGCGUUUUACUGUUUGCUUGAUCUUGGCGCAGACCUAAAUGUCAAAGAAAAUGGUGAAACUUUGCUGUCCAGGUCGCUUCGUGAGAGGCAAGUUGACCCACUGUAUGUUCAAGCACUUCUCAUGCAUGGAGGAAAAGUGUCAUCAAGGGAAGCUCUGUUUGCUGUCCACAACUGCAUUGCCACUAAACAACUGGGCGUUCUGUCCACUUUGAUACACUGUGGGGGUUUUAUUCCCACUCUCUUAAAUGAGCACUCACCUUUCUGUAGGGCUCAGUUCCCGCUAGUGUCAGCUUGUGCAGAUGUCUUCUCUCCCCUUUGUAUGGCACUUUUAUGUAACCGUGUGGAGAUUGCUCGGGACAUGCUGAAAGCUUUCUUUUUAACAGCGUCAGAUCUGACUCUUUUGCCGAGACACAAAAAAGUGAGAGAACUACUGAAUGGCAGAGGGUACCUUGAGAGUCUGCAGGUCCUUGACGAAAUGUCAUCCUCCCCGCCCUCUCUGAAACUGCUCUGUUUUGUUCAGGUGUCUGAUUUGUGUGGCCCUGUACCAGGGCGCAGGGAGAGAGUUGCCCAGCUUGAGCUUCCAGUUUGUUUGAAAGAGUCUCUUAUGUUCACUGCCAAUGAUCAGUCUAUUGGGAGAAAGUGCUGCUGCUUGGUGGAAGACCCAUCUGAAUUGCAAAUUGGAAGCUAUGCGGGCGAUGGAUAUUCUAUUUGGGGUAGAGAUGAGAUGAGGGAUCCAUUUGUACUGAGCUAACUAGUCAAACGUACAGUUGAUUGUUGUGAAUUCAAAACCAUUGAUUAUUGAUUGGUAGUAAAGGAGUGACAUGACAGUUGAAUCAGGCACUCGUCAAAGUUUGGGCAUAUAUGAAGUAAUUGGGAAAACAGUGUCUGCCUAACAGCAACCCUUUUGAGAAGCAGGCCAUGAUUGUUGUUUGGUAUUAAGUUGUUGCUAAACGGACGCUCUGAGGGGGGGGGGUUAAAUCUGCAAUCCCCAAACACUCGCGCGCACACACACACACACACACACACACACUCGCUCAUGUGUCCUAAUUGCAGGAUGGAGUGAUGUUGUAAUAUCAGAAAGUAAUAACAAUAGGCAGCAACAGUAGCUGAGGUUUGAUGUACUCAAUCUUUGUAAGAUGGUAUUGUUAUACACAGUGUCCGAGAUAUCCCCCCAGCUCUCGGGGAGAGGUUAUGAAUACUAUGAGUGUACCCAAUGUAGUAUAUUUUUGGCCAUAGCAGGUUUUGUGGAUAGGGAGGAUGCAUACAGGAAUUAUAGGCCUAAUCUAAGUGUGACAUGCUGAUUUUGAAUAGCCAAAAAAUAUAUUUAUAGCAACAACGAUUGUUAGAGGGAAAGGUUGCUGUUAAUGGGAGGGGGGGGGGGUUAUUGGAAAAUUCCUAAUUCCGUGCCGUUAUACAAGGUAAAGUUGCUGUUAGGUGGUGGAGGUGGCCAGUGUCAGAGAUAAAAUAAGUGAGAGAAAGUGGUUGCCAAAGUUGGAUGGCUUUCAAAACUUGAGCGUUCUUGGAAAAUGCAAUUUUAUGUUUUUUAUAACAUUGAUCAUUUUAAGUUCCCCUACAAAUGUGUUUGACGGGUGCCUGAUUCCACCACGAUGCCACACAUAUUUUGUACAGGAUAUUUUAAAAUUACACGGUGGCAUCUGGUUCAGUCGAAUUUUAAGUAUAAUUUAUAAAAAUUCCUUUCAAGACAGUUUCUAAUGCCUCUAUUGCAAAAAUGAGCACAUAAGUGUGCUUUUCCCCCCUUUUUUUUCAAAUUAUUUUUUUUUAAAGUUAGUGCUGUUUUGAAGCUUUAAGUGAAUGGACACAUUCAUUUUGAAAAGUGUAGUUUCAGUAUUUUAUUUUAUCAUCAUACUCUAAAUUCUUCAGUGUUGAAAGGGUAGUUUUAGUUUUCAACCCAUACUUUUAUUAGUAACCUAAUUUUGAAAAAGUUUUGUCCCACCCUGUGUUUUUAAGUGUUGUACCUUUGUUCAUUGUCUGUCAUUCCCAGUUCUUCUUAUACCAUGGAAGACACACAUUACGUUGUGCUCUUUGAUAAUAAAAUGUAUUACUAUUAGAAUUAACAACAAUUUACUCAUCAUUUGUCAAUUCCUCUGCAUAACUGUGGGAGAGUUUUUGUCUGUUAUUUCUUUCUUCUCCCAAGAUUACUUUUUUUUUCCCCCAGGGGUGGUGGAUUUGUGGAAAGGUU
Molecule: messenger RNA, 4928 nt
Organism: Aplysia californica (California sea hare)
Lineage: Eukaryota; Metazoa; Mollusca; Gastropoda; Aplysiida; Aplysiidae
Product: ankyrin-2-like
Exons: 2
Coding region: 249-3479 (1076 amino acids)
Molecular function (GO): protein binding
Source: RefSeq, a predicted model, not a curated record